GCACAAUAUUUCUUAAUUCGUACUUCUUCUGCUUGCAUUAUAUUUAUAUCAUUAAAUGGUAUCGGCACUUCUCCUUUUUCCUCCAAAUAUACUUCAUUUAAUGGAAUUCUCCAUUUAUAAGCAAUAUUAUGUAAAACACAACAUGCAUUUACAAUUAGAGCUGUAAAGAAUAGAUUUAAAAAAUACCUUUUCUUAUCUCAAUUAUGCACUAUAAUUAUUUACAUACCAGCAAAUUCUGGUGUAUAAUGUAAUGUCCUCUCUUUUAAUAUGUAUUUUAAUACGUAUUUUAAUCGCGCUCUACUCUACAUAACAUAUAAUGCAGUAGGAUAUACGACACAUUUUGACAUUAUUCGACACAAUAAUUCUUGUCGAAUAAUCUCACGUGAAAUAUUUCGUGUUUUCACUAUAGUGAAAAUUAGCCAAUCAACUGAAUGCUCACUUUUGUCAUUUUCAUCCAGACCUUUGGCGAUCUGUCUAUUAAUCUGUGUCUUGGAGAAAUGAUAUUCUUUCGCGAAAUUGUUUUUCUUACUAUUUAUAAAAAUAGUGUUAAAAGAACCGGAUUCUAUAAUUUAGUUUUUGAAAAAGUUUAGAAUAAAUAAAAUACUUUCUCUGACAUUCAUAUGGCCAAUUAUAUCCAAUCGAUCUGUGACUAGAUGUGACUAGUUGCAUUGGUUUCCAUAGUCUUUCUCAAAGUGAGUGAAAUAAACAAUAAGCAAUAAACAGUAUAUGUGUUAUAAUAGUGCUUGCAUAGUCAAUAACAAGAAAUCCAAGGAAAAUGGUGGCAUUCUUUAUGUGAUAGAUUUAAGUGACAAUUAUAUAUUAAAUUACAUACAAGAAUAGAAACUGUAAACAAAAUGAGGGCUAUAUUGAUAUUCGAUCAUCUGAACGAUGUAUUGUUCGCAAAGUACAAUAAAAAAUUUGCGAAUCACAUUUUGAAACUGGCAAAGAUGCAAGGAUUGCUUGAUGAUGAUAAGGAUACUAAAGACUUAGAAAAUUCCAUACCGAGUCCCAACAUCAUAAUGCAGCUGUUUUCGCCAAUUGUUACCUCUCAACACGUGAUGGCUUCUCAAUUUGGAAACUCCUAUACUUCCAUGAAAUUCCAAGAUGGAACAAACAUGGUAUUUGAUGAAUAUAUUGGUUACACCUUCAUAUAUAUUGCCACGAAAGAGGUAGAGCUCAUGAGACGUACGCUGGGAGUAUGUGUAUCCAUUGUACGGCAUGUGUGUGGUCCAGAUAUUGCAAUAUUGAAGACCAACUGGCAGAAAGUGUGCCUGGUAUCUUCUUUGUUGGAUGCGUGGUCUACUUUAAGAAAUUGUGAACAGAGUGUACUGACAGAAGCAGUGGAACAGUUGUCUGUGAAUGCAGAAGUAGCUUCCUCAGUUCUCAAGGUGCUGCAUGAUGCCUGUGACAAGCUAAAGAGUUCACAACCUGAAUUUAGUAAUUUGCAUGUGCUGCUCUUAGUGGGUUCUAAGUUUUUGUCACUGUACUCCAGCAAAAACGCUCAUGAUUUGUGUGCUUCCGAUAUUUUGUUAAUGGUACUACUAUGCUGGGUGAUAAAUAAUAAACGAAAGCAUGAUCGAUUGGAGAGUAAUGACGAUAGUGAAGAUAAUGAUGAUGACAGUGAUAUCCUAUUACCAGAAAGUAGUGCUUCCAAAAGCGAUGAAACGAAAUUAAAUUUUGGAGCUAAACUGGCUACUCCUACUUCAGAGGAUAUUACAAAUCUCUUUCGAGGUUCCAGGGAUUCUUCUGUGAAUGAAGGUUUUUCAUCAUUGACUGAUGAUGAUCUUUAUAGUGAAUUGCUUCUUCUUGGCUAUCAGCACAACUAUACAGCUAAUGCAGUUCACAUUUUCGAGUUAUCAGACUCCAUCAAUCUGAUAACAAUUGUCGAAGCCACAAAUAUUUCCAUUUCUUCAGGAUUAUGUGACAGUUUUCAUUAUUUAAAUCUGAUAAACAACUUGCAGUUUCAACAAGAUCUCGACGAAUUGAAGCCUGCUUUUGAGAACCUCGAUAUAGCAAUAAAAAAAGUGCUGGAAGGAAUAAAAAAAAAUCGUUCUAAUGUUGGUAAUGAUGUCGAUAUGUGUCAGAAGAGAUUGCAAACUAAAUGGGACUUUGUCCGGAAAAAGUACAACGAUUUGUUGCGCUCCAGAGAUCUCGAAGUGGUUCUGCAGAUCGAGGCUAACAUUUCUGGCUUCCUGGAAACUUUGAAAGAAUUAUUACGUUUGACCUGUUUUGAUAGGAAUUUUCUGAAACAAGGAAUCGAUGUUCUAACGACAGUUGGAAGACUUGUGAGACAGAAGCUAAAUGAUUUCAGCGAUUUUCUGAAAGUUAAAGCUCUGAAGAACUUCACUCUAGGAUCUUCCCUAACUAUCAACAAGUAUCUUGAAGAAUUUCCGGGUCUGGUACACUUUAUUUACAUCGACAGGACAACCCAUAGACUCAUUGCACCCACAUUAGAUUUCACGAGUACAGAGACACUCGCACUUACGACAAAAAAAAUUUGGAACAUGGUCGAGCAAAGCAGAAUGCAUUUGCAAAAGGGUCAUUUAUCAGUUAUGUGGAAAGAUACUACAUUCAAUUAUUCCUAUUUUCUGUGGUUCGAGGAUAAUUCUAGUUGUUCACCGCCGAAAUGUAAAGUUUAUCUCAAUUAUGUGAUGAAAAUUUUUCCAGUACCAGGUAUACUUUGUGGAGAUUAUUACAGAAAACUGACAGAGACGUGUUUUCCCAAACUUUCGCCAAGCAAGGUUCGGAUUUACGAAUUGUACUGCGUACAUUUGGGAUUGACCACAUCAACUUGCGUCUUGGAACAUUCCCGAAGGCUGGCAGCCACUAUCUGGGAAGUCACCGGGGUACCGAGCAAUCUUGCAGAUAUAUUCUAAAGCGACAUUUCCCAAACAAAGUCUUUGAUUGACACCAUGUCGUUGUUUCAUUCUUUAGAUCUUGCAUUUCGAUAUUUUUCAAGUCGUUAUUUUAACAUUUGUGUUUUUA
This is a messenger RNA of Nylanderia fulva, 2985 nucleotides long. The record is from RefSeq and is a predicted model, not a curated record. Lineage: Eukaryota; Metazoa; Arthropoda; Insecta; Hymenoptera; Formicidae.